Lepisosteus oculatus (spotted gar) is the source of this 2225-nucleotide messenger RNA. Its product is annotated as thiosulfate sulfurtransferase/rhodanese-like domain-containing protein 2. The record is from RefSeq and is a predicted model, not a curated record. Lineage: Eukaryota; Metazoa; Chordata; Actinopteri; Semionotiformes; Lepisosteidae.
UAUAACUUUUGCAAUUUCUUUCUGUUCGGUUACCUUUUUAAAAACUGACGAGACGUGAAAGAGGAUGUAAAACGAUGAUUACGAGAUUUUAGUUGUAUUAGUGAGAGUAGUUGCAUGGUGUACACACAGAUGUGUAGUUUUGUGGUAUGGUGGCAGAAAAAAUAUUGUCUUAAUCUAAUGUGAAUCAAGUACUACGAACAGACUAUAUGGAGAACUCUGGGCUAAAAGACCCGGAAUAAUUAGGGUAUUAUAAAACAGCUGAUUCUGGGUUUUUUUUGCCGUCUCUGAUUAUAUGUGCUUCACACGUGCAAAGUUAGACAUAAAAAUAAACGAUACCCUCUCAGUAAACACGAUGCUCUGCAAUGUGUUAACGUGAAAAGAGGCUGAAGAGACCAUUUGAACAUCAAAAAUGUCUUCAGCCUCUGGUAUUCUUGAAGAUGAACCUGGCACUCUGUUGUUUUCUGAGCUCGAUGAUGAGAACUUUACCAACAAAACUCCAAAUAUCUCAAAAGCCCCAAAUGAAGCUAGCUUACGUAAAAUGUUUCCAUACGCAAAGAAAAGGGCAUUUGCCACUUUUGUGGACUCGAAGAAAGUUUCAGCAUCUGGUUCAGAUUCGCGUUCUGCUCAGUCAGACAAGCACUGGCAGUGUUGCGACCAAACCUUCAAGGAUCCUGCUUCCAUCCACAAGCACGUUGCCAGGGCACAUGAUUUGGAGAUUCAGGAACACACAAAGGCCAUACUGACGCUCCUGGGGAGCAGAGGCAAUGUGAAAGAGUGCAACACGUCAGCCCAGCCUGCGGCAGAGGAGGCAGUGGAAGUAAUGGACAUGCAGCUCUGGCUUCCGGACAUCAGUUACUUAAACGAGGCAGAGCUUGAUGGGGGACCAGGUGAAGUGCUGCUGUAUUACUGCUAUUGCGAAGUGGAGGGACCCCACCUAAUCUGUGCUUGGCAGAAGGCACUGUGCCAAAAAUUGCACCUAAAAGGCAAGAUUCGAGUUGCCACAGAAGGAAUUAAUGGAACAGUAGGAGGCAGCAAAGUGGCUACCGGAUUAUAUAUUAAGGCAAUGCUUUCCCACCCAGUGUUCAAAAUCAUGUGCCUGGAUGAUUUCAAGACCAGUGAGGGUGGGGCUCACUGCUUCCCGGACCUGAAGGUGGGAGUGUUUAAAGAAAUAGUCCCCAUGGGGGUGGACCCAGACAUACUCUCUUAUAGGCUUGCCGGAACCCACUUAGAACCAAAGGAGUUUCACAAGGAAGUCGAAGCUUUUUUAUCUAAAUAUGAAUCUUGCAAUGACACGAUUUUGUUGGACUGCAGGAACUUUUAUGAGAGCAAAAUAGGUCAGUUCACUAAAUGCCUAGCCCCAGAUAUUCGAAAAUUCAGCUAUUUUCCAGAUUAUGUGGACAAGAACCUGGAGCUCUUCAGGGGUAAGAAGGUGCUGAUGUACUGCACUGGGGGUAUCCGCUGUGAGCGAGGUUCUGCCUAUCUCCGCUCGAAGGAUGUGUGUAAGGAAAUUUACCAGUUGAAAGGUGGCAUUCAUAAGUAUUUGGAGCACUUCCCAGAGGGUUUCUACCAUGGAAAGCUUUUUGUGUUUGAUGAGCGCUAUGCUAUUGCCACUGGCAGUGACAUCAUCUCAGAAUGCAGGUACUGUGGCACACCAUGGGACCAGUAUCAGUUGUGCUCCACACGCUUCUGCUGUCAGCUUGUCUUGUCAUGCCCGGCCUGUCGCCAGCAAGGCCAUACAGCCUGCUGCUCUGUCUGCCAGGGCAAGGACUGGAGACAGGGAGAGCCUGAGGAGAGAGCGCUUUCAGACCAUCGGCUGAAGGAGGAGUGUGAGUGCACAGACAGACGUCCACGAGUUCCCUGUGAUGCACUUUGACAGGCCUGCCUUCAGACCCAAGAAGCUCAAACUAAUCCAGAGUACAGAGAUAUCAAGAAAUACCACACCUCAAAAUCUAGAAGAAAAAUCCAAGAAAGAACUAGACCAUUACCUGUUUGUGGCCACAAAGAACACCAAUCCAUCAGAAAUAGACUGUAUCUUAUUUAAAUGGUAAUGCAUGCCAGACGAAACUUCUCUCCAUGACAGUAGAGUUUUUAAAAUAAGCUAAACUAGGUGAAACUGUUUUAUCUCUUUUCUUGAUGAAAGCCAGUCAGUUGUACUAAUUGGGCUUCUGUCUGAUGAAGUUAAUAAUUUUACAAGCUAAUAAUUAAAUGAAUUAUUUUACACACAA